CUCCAUGCAAGGACCACAAAAACAGAAGCCCAUUUGAGGAUUUGAAGAACCUGAGAUAUUCAGCAGUGAAAAGUAAUUUCACCCAGUUCCUGGUAACAGUGACUCAAAGACCACGUGACCAGCGUGCUCCUAUAAAUACCUUUUGAGAGCUAAGCAGGAUAGUGUCAUAGUCUGGCUGGAUACCUCCCCAACCCCGUGCGUAAAAGAUAUUUUGGACUGACACUUGGAUACCCAGAGGUAUUUUUUAACAUUACCUACAUCAGAAACUGAUCACAGACGGGAACAAUAACAUCUCAAGAAGACAGAAUUCAAGUCUGGUUUAAGAUCGAUGAUCUGUGACCAUUUUUUUACGCGUGGAAACCAGAAGUUUUCUGCUCGCUGAGAACCCCACACAGACCUGCUCCAGCAGCCUCAGAUGACCAGGAGUCGCCAUUUCCACAGGUCAAAGACACAUAUUCUUUCUUCUUAAUAGAUUCUAGCCAUGUGUGCAUUCAGUAGUUGGAGCUAAAACUGCUGAAAAAGUCUGGUGUGGUUGAGAGGGGCUGAGAGAUAUAGUGUGCGCGCGCGCUCUCGCUCCGGAGCCUCACCGGACCAGAGGAGGAGGAAAUCUGGGAGAGAGGAGGAAGAGCAGCGGUGUCUCCAAGGAUGACUUUAGGGACGGAUAUGUCCGACAGCUCUGCAUUGUCCGAUGAUGUGGACAUCGAUGUAGUUGGGGGAGAUGUUUCCGUUGGAAAAGACGGAAAGUACAUCCAUCAUGAGUUUAACUUGGACAAUGACUCGGACGAUAAUUAUUCCCAGAACGCAGCCGAGAGGGUUUCCUCCCCCGGGCUCAGUAGCUCUGACUGUCCGUCUGACCAAAUGAGCUCCAGUGCAGAGGUGGGCUCCGUGGUGGGGGACAAAUCCAGAAAAAGUGCACUUGUGAAGCCUCCGUACUCUUACAUCGCUCUGAUCACCAUGGCCAUCUUGCAGAGCCCGAAGAAGCGUCUCACUCUGAGCGAGAUCUGCGAGUUCAUCAGCAGCAGAUUCCCUUACUACCGAGAGAAAUUCCCCGCGUGGCAGAACUCUAUUCGCCACAACCUUUCCCUGAACGACUGCUUCGUGAAAAUCCCACGAGAGCCCGGCAACCCCGGAAAGGGCAACUAUUGGACCCUUGACCCGGACUCUGCAGACAUGUUCGACAAUGGGAGCUUCUUGCGCAGGAGGAAGCGCUUCAAGAGGCACCAAGUGAAUGAAAUCCUCAGGGACUCUGGUGGCUUUCUGCCCGGGUUUGGAUACGGCCCAUAUGGAUACAACUAUGGACUUCAGCUGCAGAACUUUCACGCAGCCCACAACCCGUAUCACCCACACCACACAGGUUCAUUCCCGUUCCCUAACGCCCCCUGCACCUUGCCCUCAUCUGCCUCCAUAUUCCCUGGGCCACAUCCUUUACCGGCCCUUUUAGGGGCUGAUUUAAGAAAGCCCUUUUACCCACAGCUUAGCCCGUCUUUACCACCUCUUAAAGCGGACUCCAGCGCCCCGAGUCGGCCUUCCUUCUCCAUUGACAAUAUCAUCGGCGCGGCCAACUCCAGCGCCUCUUCCUACAGUGCCCAGCCGAACAGCCAGGCACAGAUCCUGGCUAUGCUGACCCCGGCUCUGGCCUCAGCUUCCAAUCAUUUGAACCUUUCACAGGAGAGCAUACUGCCUCCACAAAGUCAGACUUUUACCAGCAAAACCCCCAAUCUGAACACUUGUCCUUUCUAGAGACAAUGGCGCUGAAAAUGUUUGAUUAAAAAGUGAAAUGUGGCGUCGACCUGUGUGAAGGUAGGCUGAACAUUCUUGGUGAUAUAAGAGUGUUUUGGCUCUCCAAAUGUCCUACCAAUGUAAGAGGAGAGAGAGGAUUAUUUAUGCUUUGUAAAUAUGUAAAAUAUGAAGAGACACAAGCGAGAGAAACACCGAGAAGGAUCUUUGUUGGCCUGCAGACUGACAUGAUGAGGCCUUCACUUGUCAGAGAGAGAGAAGGAGAAAAGAAAGACAAGAUCCAGAAAAAGUGCCACUCGAUUUUAAGAAUAUAUAUAAUUGAGAAUUUUUAUUAUGAUUUAUAUUGUUUUUAUUUUGUGCGUCGUGAGAAACUGGCACUGUUGUUGUUGUUGUUGUUGUUGUUGUUGACAUAGGCUGCAGAGACGACAAACUCAGGUUUUACUUAGAAAGCACAUGGAGACAAAAGAGGGGGGGUCUCUGAUACAGAAAUGUUCCACUAUCACCCCAACACCCCCUGAAGCUCUUCUACACGGUGAAUUUGUGGUAAAAUAAUUUCAUGUUGCCGGUGGACACGUAGGCUUUGUGUUUUAUUUUGGAUCUAAAAGAGCGCAUUACCUCUCUCAACCUUUUCACUGUUGUUCGUUCUCUUUCACGACUGAAUCUGUGAAACAUACAGUCUGUCAUGUGUUGCCAAUAGAGAGAGACACCUAAGUGUUCAUAGGUCAUUUUUUGUUGUAAUGACAAGAAUAAUAAAUGUUUGUGAAUUUGAA
Notolabrus celidotus (New Zealand spotty) is the source of this 2507-nucleotide messenger RNA. RefSeq names its product forkhead box D2 (gene foxd2). The record is from RefSeq and is a predicted model, not a curated record. Gene Ontology annotation, biological process: regulation of transcription by RNA polymerase II; cell differentiation; anatomical structure morphogenesis. Gene Ontology annotation, molecular function: RNA polymerase II cis-regulatory region sequence-specific DNA binding; DNA-binding transcription factor activity, RNA polymerase II-specific. The coding region runs from base 646 to 1740 and encodes 364 amino acids. The transcript has 2 exons. NCBI's taxonomy places the organism in Eukaryota, Metazoa, Chordata, Actinopteri, Labriformes, Labridae.